Molecule: messenger RNA, 2982 nt
Organism: Manihot esculenta (cassava)
Lineage: Eukaryota; Viridiplantae; Streptophyta; Magnoliopsida; Malpighiales; Euphorbiaceae
Product: GBF-interacting protein 1-like
Exons: 9
Coding region: 195-2807 (870 amino acids)
Molecular function (GO): protein binding
Source: RefSeq, a predicted model, not a curated record
AAACCCUUACUUGCGCAAACCCCCCUCUCCGCCCAAAGCCGUUCUUCCCUUUUCUUCCCAUAAAUGCAAGACCUAGCCUUUCCUUGAUACCCCUUUCAGAUUGUAGACUUAAACCCCUUUUAUAUAUUGAACAGUCAAGUUUAGUAGCAAUCAACAUAAUUGUUGAUUUUAAUCGUGGAGAGUGUUAUUGAGAGAUGGUCGCCCCUGUUAGUACUAGUUCUGCUGCUGCUACUACUACUGGGACGCAAUCACAGACGCAUACACUCUCCGCUAGAGUGAGGAAAACGAUACAAUCAAUCAAGGAAAUCGUGGGAAAUUUCUCUGAUGCUGAUAUUUACAUCGCCCUUAAAGAGACCAAUAUGGAUCCUAAUGAGACCGCCCAAAAAUUGCUCAAUCAAGAUCCAUUUCAUGAAGUGAAGAGUAGAAAAGACAAGAAGAAGGAGAUUAUGGGUUAUGGAGGUGCUGUUGAUUCAAGAAAAAAUUCUGAGAAUUUGAGUCAAAGGAAAGCAUUUCAUACAUUUCCUGAUCGCAAUGCUCGACAAGUAGGCUACACUCGAACAGUUGUACUGGGUAAUGCAGGAAUGAAUAAAGAGUUCCGUGUUGUAAGAGACAAUAGAAUUAACCAUAAUGCAACUGGAGGAGCAAAGCAUGCCUUGCAGCAAGGUUUAACAUCCUGCAGUGAGCAAGACAUUGUGACUGUUCCUGAGAAGGGCAGCUUAUCAGGAACUUCAGGGGAUGCAAAGCCUUCUGGUGCAAGAACUUCAACUCAAGCUUCUAAUGGACCAAUUGAUUUUCAAUCCAGAGACACCAGAGAUACUAUCUUGAAUGUCACCAACAGGAAAGUAGUAUUUGAGGAAAAGCGGAAUGUGGUUCCCAAUGCAGCUUCGCGGGUACAAGUAAUAAAAUCCAAUCCUCAACAUCAUUCUGCAACACUGGCAUCAAGCAAUUCUGUUAUUGGUGUGUAUUCCUCUUCAACAGAUCCUGUUCAUGUGCCAUCUCCUGAAUCUAGAUCAUCUGCUGCUGUUGGAGCAAUUAAGCGUGAGGUUGGGGUGGUGGGUGGUCGUAGGCAGCCUUCUGAAAAUGCAAUGAAAAAUUCAUCUAUGCCUAGCAGUUCUUUCUCAAAUUCAGUUUUGGGAAGCGAAGGUUCAAUCUCAGAAUCAUUUCUACCUUUCCCCACAAUUUCAAAAACUGACCAAGUUAGUCAAACUGCUGCAACUGAAUCUGUUAUUCCCAGUAUUUCUGUCAGCAGAUCAUUCUUAAGCAAUCAGUAUAACAGGCCACAUCAAACAGCUGUGGGUCAUCAGAAAGCUGCUCAGCAUAAUAAGGAAUGGAAACCAAAAUCAAGCCAAAAAUCAAGUGUUGGUAGCCCUGGAGUGAUUGGAACACCUAAAAAAUCUAGUUCACCACCGGUAGACAAUUCUAAGGACAUGGAAUCAGAUACAUUGGGUAUUCAGGACAAAACCUUGCAAGUGCAUGUCUUUGAAAAUCAAAACGUGAUCAUAGCGCAACACAUUCGAGUCCCUGAAACUGAUAGGUGCAGGCUGACCUUUGGCAGUUUUGGGACAGAGUUUGAUACUUCCUGGAAUAUUUCAUCUGGAUUUGAAGCUGUUGGAGUUAUGGAAGAAUCUAAUGCAGAAUCUGCUGCAAGCUUGUCAGUAUCUGCUCCAGAGUCUUCCAGUGAUGAUGCAUCUGGCAGCAAGCAGGUAGACUUACUAGAAGAACAAGUUAGAAAUUCUGGAUCUGAUUCUCCAGCAUCAGGUACAGUGUCCGAGCAUCGAGUGCCUGAUGAGUCUUCAAGUCCUGCAAAUUUGGACACUUUUGCUGAUAUUGGUUUAGUUCCAGACAAUAGUCCAUCUUAUACAACUCCAGAGCCACAGCAGCGGCAAGAUCGUCCUGAAUUACCAAGCUUUUCGCAGACAUAUGAUCCCCAAACUGGUUAUGAUAUAUCAUAUUUUAGACCGCCAAUUGAUGAAACUGUACGCGGACAGGGUCUAACAUCACCACAGGAGCCCUUAACCUCAUAUAUGGCCAACAUUAUACCAGCUUCAACAAUAACCAUGGUACAACAGCAGCAACAGCCACCAAUGGCACAGAUGUACCCGCAAGUUCAUGUUUCACAUUAUGCCAAUCUUAUGCCAUAUCGACAGUUCCUGUCUCCAGUUUAUGUUCCACAGAUGGCUAUGCCUGGCUAUUCAAGCAACCCUGCGUAUCCGCAUCCAUCAAAUGGCAGCAGUUACUUGCUGAUGCCUGGAGGUAGUUCCCAUCUCAGUGCAAAUGGGCUCAAGUAUGGAAUCCAGCAGUUUAAGCCAGUUCCUGGCAGCAAUCCUGCUGGGUUUGGAAAUUUCACUAGUCCAACUGGAUAUGCCAUCAAUGCUCCAGGUGGUGUUGGAAGUGUGACUGGGCUUGAAGAUUCAUCUCGGAUCAAGUACAAAGAUGGGAAUAUCUAUGUUCCUAAUCCACAGGCAGAGACUUCUGAAAUUUGGGUUCAAAAUCCAAGGGAGCUUCCAGGUUUGCAAUCUACUCCAUACUACAAUAUGCCUGGGCAAACACCUCAUGCUGCUUACUUGCCAUCCCAUACUGGCCAUGCUUCCUUCAAUGCGGCUGCAGCACAAUCUUCUCACAUGCAAUUCCCCGGAUUAUAUCCUCCCCCUCCUCCAACGCCCUCUGCAAUGGCAAAUCCGCAUCAUUUGGGUCCAGUUAUGGGCGGUAAUGUUGGAGUUGGUGUUGCCCCAACUGCACCUGGGGCACAAGUUGGUGCUUAUCAGCAGCCUCAAUUGGGUCAUCUCAACUGGACGGCAAACUUCUAAAAAAGUAAAUGUCAAUCUAACCCCUUGUUUGUAAGGGAUUGAAGUGGUUAUAGAAAGUUUAGUUUUCAUUUGUGAAAUGAGUAAUCCACAUAAUGUUUUUCUAUUCAAUGCAUACCGAUGCCAAUUCUGAAUAUUCACAUUUAUCUUUAGACGCAUCGAGUAAUUACGCUUACCA